GCUGAGGUUCGUUAUCGGAGAGCAGGGGCAUUCGUUCCAUCUCUGUCUCUCUCCCGCAUAACUACUACACUAUAGCAUAGCGGAUAGCCAUAGCCGCCUACCGUCCGUUUUCGAUCCUCGCCCGAGGUUCCAUUUCAUCAGACCGACUGGAUGAAUGAACGCUUUUUCCAUUUUCCGCAACUACAAACAAUUAACAAAUGAAAGAAGCUGUUUCUGAUCAUUUUCUCUUCUAUAACUACACUAACUGUGGCGCGAUGAGCGUCGGCCACGGUUAAAAACGAACCCACGGUUUCCGUCGGAUCGGGGUUGGGCCCCUAGUGAUAGUGAUGAGUGUUUUUUCUCUAGUGGUGUCACACCUUCACCUUAUUCUCGUGUCAGAAAGCGGAAAACUACCAAGUGACUGUGAUCCCUCGACGUCUCUGGGAAAUUUUGAAAAAUUCUGCUCAAGUGGACCUGGAGCGAAAACAAUAUCGUGAACAAGAUGAUAGGUCCGUGGUUCUGGCUGGUGCCUAAAUGGUGGCUCUGAGGGGUCCUAUGAAAGCAUGAGGGAACGAAGGCCCUCUGCUAACAACACCCCGAAGAGGGCCCCACCAGCGCCACCGAGAGAAGCAGACGUAGCAGCCAAGAAGGCGACAGGGGGUCCAGUCGAUUUCUACCAGACGCCAAGGCUUUCUUCAACGGUCAGUGGCAAGAUGGUAGCAUCGACUAACAACCUGGAAGAUCUUGGAAUUAAUCAUCCAGCGAAUGCCAGUAUUGAGAUUCGACAGCAGCAACAGCAGCAGCAAGGUCAUGCUUGCAAAUCGGCUGUAACAGCUCAGGAUAAACGCAGCAGACUCAGUAAUGUGAUAAACAAUCUCAGGAAGAAGGUGCCAGAGCCAAAAAGUGAAUCAUCUUCAUGCACAAAAGAGGAUGUCAGAAACAGUGUUGAACGGAAUCUCGAAACUCUCGAGCAGUACGUCAUGACUGUGCUGAACGGAGUCAUCAAAGAUCAGGAGGAGAGCAAUCUAGAAUCUAAUGUAGAGAAAUUAAAUGAUUCUACAAGAAUGAAGGAUCCGGAGGACUCUGAUGAGGGGUUUGUCAAAAAAGGAGAUGAUUCUAAAGACUGCGAGAAUAGACUCGAACCUUCCGUACCUGCGAGCGAGGAGGCGAAAGUUAUAUCCAUCAAGGGGCCCAGUGCAAACCUCCGAGGUUUGGAAGAAGAGAAAAAAGACAGCAACAUUUCGAUUGCAGAUGAGGGAGCGAAAAUCGAAAAGAGAGAAGAAAUCAGUAAAGAGGAAGAGGAAGAGGAAAUUGAGAAAAGGAGUCGAACGCUUGGAACAAUUAUAAUGGAGAGGUUAACUGAUCAUCAGGAUCAGAAGGAGGCUCCUAAGAUGGUGGACGAGACUUUUAAGAAGUUCGAGGAAUCUUCAAAAAAUUUGGAAUUGCAGAGGGUCUGUAAGGAACUUCUGAAUGAUCUUCUGAACGACAUUGUUCAAUCGGUUCAUCAAACAGAAUCAGCAGACUUAACGAAGGCUGAGGAGAGUCAGAAAAUUGUGCAAAAAAAUGUAAGUUUGGAGAGUUUGAGGACUAGUCUGCAUUGUAGUUUGCCCUUGGAAAAAGUCGCCUCGGUGCUUCAAACCUGUCAGGUUUCUGAAGGUGCAAGUCAAACUUCUCCUAAGGUUUCCAACAAAACUUCGACAAAAGCUACGUCUCCAACUGUUAGACACCUUUGUCUGUACUGUGACAGAAAAUUCCUGUCGAUCUCCUUGAGACAAAGACAUACGGACAGAGUUCAUCAAUUAGGAGGUGGAAGGCGAUCAGAAAGAAAUUCGAAAAAGUCUUCGCAAAGCUGCCAGUACUGCUCGGACAAAUGUGUAGAGAGUUUAGAAGGUCUCUUUGAGCACAUGAUUGGAAAUCACGGGGACAAGUACCAUGCUUGCCUUCAAUGUGUGACGAGAUACCUUACGAGGGAGGCUUUGAUUAAUCACACAAAUGAAGCACACAGCACCAGUCAUGACAGAAUUGCAGCAACACAUGAAACUUUCAAAGAAAUUUCUUCAGUCAAGGAGCUGCCGAUACCCUCCCGAGAGAAGGCGGAAGUAUCUUCCAAAGAAAAAAAAGUAGAAGACGAUCCGGAAUUUCGUGAAAGCUCUACAGUUCCCGUCUCCAACGCAAUAAACAAAGAUCUCUGCAGUAAUCCUGGAAGUCCGGAAUUCGAGAGUUCUUUCUACAGUAGUGUGAGCUGUAAUAUUCGGGAAAAUCUUCUUCAUCAUUUAGAUGGCAAGAUCCAAGCAAACUCCACAUCCCCCUCGAAAUCUUCCAUCGUAGACCUAAAAUCUCAGUCCUUCUGUGAACAAAGCACCAACCAGAUGCAAUUUCCCAUCGACAUUUCCCUCACAGCCGUCACUCCCGUCUACAACAAAGACUACUCUUCAGAAGAAUUUGCAAAUUCGAGCGAGUAUGCACAGAAACCGCGAAAAAAUUGCAGAUCUCAUCCUCGAAGGGUAUCCUUCGAAAAAUACAACUUCCCGAGGAAGUACGAUGGAAAGGAGCAGUGGACUUGUUCCAUAAAAGAUCUAAGUAAAUUUGACAUCUCUACGCAGUUGUCUCUACGAAAGAAGCAGCAGCUGAUCAAAGAAGGCGAUACUUUAAGUAGGCUGAAUCAAGUACCCACUCUGGGUUUAUCAAAGUCCGAUUUUGUUCAAACUGAACUCAACGAAUCGGAUGAGAAGAGUUCAAGUUCUAGUCGUGUUGUGGCAGGUGUUGGAAAUACCAAAGCAGGGAAUUCAUCGGAGGAGAAUCCUGAAGACAGCAAUGAUGUCCUAGUUGGUCAGGAGACUGAAUCCAGCAGUUCUUCUGCACCUUCCACCUCCAAAGGCAAUCAAUUCGAAUGCGAAUUCUCCACGGAAUUUUCAAGCGAGUUUCAAAGUUUUCUCAGGCUGAAAAAGUGGGGCGACCCUAGCCAGGAUCAUCUUGCAUUGAGCAAUCAUGUCGUGUACGCUGAACUCACUGGCGAAUGGUCCAGACCACGUAUUUACAUAUGUGGUGCCUGUGCUGCUAAACAAGAAACUUUGAAGGAAAUGGAAGAUCACAAGGCAGCGAUGCAUCCAAACGUGUGGUGUUCGCACUAUGAAUUUUCCGGCGAUCAACUGGAGCUUUACAAGCACCUAUUCCUACCAGGGAAAAGUUCGGCGAGCUCUAAAGUUAAGAAUCUGGUACUUCCAGAGAAAAUUUGCACCAAGUGUUCCAAAAGUUGUAGCAGUUUGGCCGAAUUACACAAACACAUGUUAGAAUGCGGGGGUGAUCAAGCUUGGCUUUUGGGAUUAUUUGGUAACGGGAAGAAGAAAUGCAAGUGGCGACCUUUCGGAAGUCGCAGCAGAAGACGAAGAAAUCGAGGAAUGAAGAGAAAUAUUCAGAAUUCACAGACUCCAAGGAUCAACGUUCCAAAAGAAAAACAACCAACUGGACCUAGAGUUCGACCCAGUGAUCGUGAGAGUAUUCAAAAGAUGCUCGCAAAUUUACCACCGAAAAGAGCAACUCGAAAAGUCUUGCAAGAGAGUGCCGCGCGUUCUCAGGGUCGAUUACGGAAGGUUCAAGCAAAAUCAAGAUCCGGCCUAGUCGACACUUCCUCAACUCGUCUCUCGCGCAGCAAAGCAGUUCUUCGCAACAAACUCCUGAAAAAUGCAAAAUCCUUCCAGCGAAAACGCUGCCGAAACGAUAAUAUUUCUGCGGCAAUCGAAACCGUCGUGAGUUUUCAUGAGCAGAAAAAAUUCAGUCAAGCCUCGAACAAUGCACAUACUGUCGGCGAUCCAUCAGAAACCGGUCGUCGAACAAGAAUGGUCAGAAAUGUCAAAGUCCUAAGCAAGAGAAAGACUAUCAAAACAAAGGAAAGUAUAAUCAGACACAUUGAACAUCCAAAAACUCGUGCUCUCAAAUCAAAAUCUGCUUCUCCAGUCGAAGCUUCCGCUGCUAGAAGCAGUCCUAGGGGUGAAACCAGUAAAAUCAAUGACCCAGUUAUUACCAAAGGCAAAUCAAAUAUUGUAAAAUCGAUUUCUCAAUCUCCUGCGAACGGAACUUCGGCUGGCAAUUCGUUAAAGAAAAAGAAAACUGUAGAUCCAAUUGCCUCACUGAACGCAUCGAUGAAGGCAAAGUCUCAGUUGAGAACCAACGACGGAAAAUUCGCUCGUAGUCCUUUAAAAACUUCCAAGUCUCUCCCAAAGUCAGACGAUUCAAUUGAAUCUUCUAAAUUACCUCAAGGUUUGAAAAAACGCGGCAAAGGUUCUUCUGCUUCGGGUCCUUUUCUUCGGUCAAAGCUUAAAGUUGCCCAGCAUCUGAUGAAAGAUGCGGUUAGAACUUCGCGGAGAAAUUCAAGAUUAUCCAGUGACAAAAUGCCAACAUUAGAACCGGAAAUCGAGUCAUCUGUCAAAGACGAUACCCUGGAAAAAUCAUCAGCUGAUUUUCCAAUUCUAUCACCUGUGCCAAGCACCUCUCAGCCAAAAGAUUUACGUUCUUCCUCGAGGAAUUCGUCUUUGGGGAGAAAAUCUGAAGGUGGUAAAGAUUCAACUCAAAAUAAGGUAGAUAUUUGUUCAAAGGAAGAAGUGAUUGAAACAGAGGAUAAUAAUAAAUCGGAAGAGGGAAAAAGAAAAAGACUGAAGAAAACUGUUAAGAAAGAGAAAGAAGUCAAUGAUGUUAAAGAAGUUAAAGAAAUCAAAGAAGCAAAUGAAUUAAUGAACACUAAAGAUAAAGACGUUUCCGAACAAUUGGCACCUUCUGUCGCUAGAGACGUUCGUGGACAAGCUAGAAAGAGUCUUCCUGCGAAAGUUGCUGAAAAGAAAGAUUCUUCUAUUAGCUUGAGAAGAUUCAGUAAUUCAUGUACCUCGAAUAAUAAAGAAGACGAGUCGGAUAAUGCAGAAAGUGAAACAGUAUUGACAAAAAGGGAUCUUUCUCUGGAAUGUAAACGGCUCUCUAAUCCGAAUGAGGAUUUGCUGAAAAAUCUUGAUCUAAAGUCUGCACAAAGUCCCAAAAAGAAUACAAAAUCCGUGAAAUCCAGGAUUGGAUCCGAGGAUAUUGACCCUAUUUCGAAAGCCGGGACAAAAGCGGAGAAACCUAGUGUAAUGAGAAAGUCACCGAGAACUGCCGAGAAGAAGAAUUUGUCGCUCGAUAACAAGGAGCCAGAAAAUGAAGUCGCCGAUAAAUCGACUGAUCCUCCAAGUUUGGAUGAAUCUUUUAAAGUAGGUUCGAUCGAAGAUAAUAAACUAGAUUCCGAAAAACAGAAACAUGAUGAAUACGAACUUGAAUCGAGCACAAAAAAUAAUAGUUUGGAGGUCACUCCAAGCACUUCUCAAAAUAAAACUAUUAGCAAACGCAAGAAACGAAUUGAAACUUUAGAAAAAGAAGCCGAAACACUAGAAGAGGAAGUGCCAAAAGAAGUUGAUGCACCAACUGCUAAAGAAGAUGAUAUAAUCACGAAAAUUCCGGAAACAACAGCAGAGUUGGUGAAUCUCAGUCUUGAAACUAUUCAGCAGGAAUCUGGCAAUUCGAACAUGGACAGUGGAAAGGAAAAUUCACUGGAAAUGUCGAUGAAUGUUGCAAAACUAAAAGUCACGCGUCCAAAGAAAACGAGAAAUGCUCGCAAAGAAAGAACUUCAAAGAGGUCGUUAAAUAAUGUGAUUGGAAUUUUAACAGAGGGGAUCAACAUACCAAUAGAAGCGCAGGAAAGCGUUGUGCUCACCUUGCAAACAUCUUUAGAAAUUACUAAUCCAGUUAGUGCAUUUCAAAAUAACGGUGGGUUGCUGAAUGAAAAUAAUGCAACGAGCGAACCUACUGAAACUGUGAGUCGUUUGGAUUCGAAUGUGGUUGACAGUAGUUCAGAAAACCCUAUAAUCGAAGACUCGAAAGAAGCUGAGCCGAAAACAGGUGGAUCUAAUGAAAAUGUGGAAUUACCUAAAGUUGCUGAAACGACAAGCAAAGAUCCGCCUACUAAUGACAUUAUUUUGGAUCUUUCUCGUCGGAAGCCGAAAGGGAAAGGAUCAUUUCUGGAAAGAAUUGUCUCGAAGAUUGCGAAAAAAAAGGAUGUCUUAUUGGAAAGUGAUGCCGUGUUUUCCUUGGAAAGUGCGAAUGAUGAUCUUCGUAAUGUUCCGAACAAUGCUGGACCUGUUUUGACUGAAACGUGUUCUGAAAAUUCUGAAGUGAAUCAGAAUACUGAUAAGGAUCAAAAACCUCAGUCCUCCGUUUCAGAGAAUAACGAUACGGAAGUUGGCGAAAUCAGAGGAACUGAAAUGGGAAGUGAGUCUGCUAGAAAAUCAAAAAAGAGAUCUUUGGAGGCUAAUUCGCCAAAGAAAAAUAAACGUAAAAUCACAACUGAAGUUUCGGAAGAAGCGGAAGUUGAAAAGGAACUUUGUUUUGGAGAUAUUAUGUCGCUUGUGCACAAGUCGGUUGUUCCUGCAGAUGACAUUGCUGAUGAGCAGAUGGUAGUUGAGAAAAAAGUGUGUGAAGAAAAAGAGGAAACAGAUGAAAUAUCUCUAGAAAAUGAGACUUCAAUAAAUGAAAAGCAAAAUAUUGAAGGAAAUAUUGAAACCUCAAGGAGAUCUAAACGACAUUCUAAAAAUGAAAAUUCCCAAGAUCAAGAACUGUUAAACAUUCCGAACUCUGGUGCAAAAGUAAUUGCAGAAUCCCUGAAAGUAACUCGAAAAUCAUCAAGGAAGUCCGUUAAGCAAGAUAACAUUGAUAAAUUGGAAGAACUUGCAUCUGCUAAGGAAGAAGUUCAAUUACAAAACAAUGUCACGAAAUCUGAAGAUCUUCCAGAUGUUCAAAGUGUCAUUGCACCUUCAGAGAAUAAUUCCUUGUUGAAUGACUACGUUAUUCCUGAAGAUUCUGAGCAAAAAGUGAAUUCUGGAGAAAUAGAUAAUGAAAUAAAUUAUUUGAGUGAAAAAGUUGAUGAUCAAGCAUCAGUAAUUGACUUAAAAUCAGAGGUUAAUGAUGUUCAGCAUGUGGAGAAAAAAAUAGAGAAGAAACGGCCACGAAGGAAGUCGAAGAAAGACAUGUCGUUAAUUGAUGAAAAUCGUGUUCUUCCGGAAUCAUACAUAGAAGGAAGCGAUUGUAGUUUAGGAAAUAAAGAUCGACAGACUAAGAACCUCGCUGAAGAGCAUUUAGAAUUAUCAGAUGAUGAUUCAGCUCUAAAGUCGUCUUCGGAAAAAGUCUCUCAGUUUUCUGGGGAAAGCGAUGAUUCAGAAAGUGUGAAAUCUUUCAAGCGUCCAAAGAACAGGUCAAGCAAAAGAAUUGAUAAAGAUUCGGAUUCCGAAAUGUUUAAGAUUCCAAACGCUUUUGGCACGAACAAGCGUUCCUCGAAACGAAAAUCGCUUCUUAAUGAGAACUUGGAAAGCACGGAUAAUUUUUCAUCGGAAGAUACGAGUGCGAGUGAAUCUUCAGGUUUAGUUUCUGAAGAGUCCGAAGAUAAUUCGACAAAAAAGAGAUAUUCUAAGCGCAGGCAAAUUGUAAACACUCCUUCAGAAUCGGAGGAUGAUGUGUCUACAGUUUCAUUUUCAACUACGGCAAAAUCAAGUAACGAAGAAAGCAAUAUGAGAAAACGUCAGACGCCUGGAAGAAAAGCUAAACAGAAUGUUUCUUUGCCCGACGAGCACGUUGAUCUUCCAAUUGAUAAAUCUCCAAUGCAGGAAGAGGAGAGCUCUGAUGAGAAAGUCGGAGUUGCUCAAAGUGCCACACCCGAAAAGAAACAGCUAGGAAGAAAGCCUAAGAAGAAUUUAAUUGAUGCUAUUAAACCGGAUAAUGGAGUAGAGAAUGCUGAGAGUUCAGGAAUAUCCGAGGAAGAGCAGAAUAUUUCAGGAGGUGUGCCGAGUAUUUCAUUUGGGAAAAAGCGAGCAGGGAGAAAGCCUAAAAAGAAUAUUUCUCUGGUCAAUCAAGAUCUGAUUUCCGAAGAUACUUCAGGAACGGAUAAUGAAGUGAAGGACACUUUGGAAAAAUCUGUGGAGGAGAAAUUGUGUGAAGGAAUACAGACACAGUUGACAAGAUCAGAACUUAUGUUUGUCUCUAAUAUGGAGAAUAAACGUCUAGGGAAGAAAUCUAAGAAUAGUACCUCGCUUGCUGAAGAGCAUUUACUUCUCGAUGAUGUGCCGAUGCAGAAGGUGGAUGCAGGAGAGAAAAUUAAAGAGAAAGUUUCUCUAGAUGAUAGGGUAAAUGUUGAGCCGCUGAAAGCAGAAAUUGAAACUACUCAAAAUGUAGUAACAGAAGGGAAACGACCUGGAAAAAAACCUAAGAAGAACAUUGCAUUGACUGAUAGUUUCACGACAUCUGAUGAUGUUUCAAUGCAAAAAGAAUUACAAGUUGAGGAGGAAACAAAGUCUAACCCGGAAACGAAAACUGAUUCAGAAAGAGAAACUACUUUGGAAGUUCAGGCGCCGGCGAUUUUGAAAAUUCAGAGUAGUUUAACAGGAAAGAAACGACCUGGCAGGAAAGCGAAAAAGAAUAUUUUAGUGGAUGAAGUUUCAGUUCCAUAUCAACAAAAAGAUGAUAUUGGAGAGGAAAAUAUAAAGGAAUUAGUGCAAAGUUUGGAAGUGCCUCAAAUCCCGGAAGUUGAUGAGAGUAAUUUAGAAAAGAAACGACCAAGAAGAAAAUCUAAGAAGAAUAUUUCUUUAGUUGAAGAACAUCUUUCGCUUUUGGAUGAUACAAUCCUAGAAGCUUCCAUAGUGAAGCCAAAUAUAAUCCCGAAUCUAGAGGAAUUGGUGACAACGGAAGAAGUAGAGAUACCUGAAAAUCUCGUAGACUUGACUCAAAAUAAAUCACCGGAAAAGAGGCGAACAGGAAGAAACCCUAAAAAUUUUUCAACACAACAUUUCGUGGAAAAGGUUGAAGAAAAGACAGUGGAGAAACUAGAGGAGACAUUGGUGGAACCGAAUAAUUUAGAAAUUGAAAUUAACCAAACCAACUGUGAAAAGAAACGUCCAGGUAGAAAACCAAGGAAAAACAUUGUUGUGGAAGAUCCUACUCAAGCGGCUGAAUCAAUAAUCCGAGGAGAAAACUUUGCAGAAGUUGAUAAAACUGUUGCUGAAGAAUUCAAUGAAAAAGAUGAUGCAGCUAUCAUUUUGAAAAAUGCCGAAGUACCAAAACGGGAAUCCGAGACUCCGGAAAGAAGAAGACCAGGAAGAAAAGCCAAAAAGAAUAUUUCUCUGGUUGGUGAACAUUUGAGUCUCACUGAUGAUUUGCCAGCACCAAAUGAUGUCCCCGGAGAAAUACAUUUAGUAGAAAAAACCUUGGAAGAGACAAGCGAAAGAAAGCGGCCAGGAAGAAAAUCAAAGAAAAAUAUUUCCGAGCUAGCAGAAGAAUUAGAAAUAAAAAAUCUGUCAGAAUUAGAAAUUAAUUUGCCAGAACAGUCGCAAGCCUCAGACAUUGAAAUUCGUAGUGCCUCUCUGGAAAGAAAGCGAUCCGGAAGGAAAUCGAAGAAAAAUCUUUCUUUGGUGAAUGACUCUGUUGUUCCUAAAGAUUCUGUGCAGAAAUUACAUUCUGGACAAAUAGAUCAUGAAUUAGAUGAUUUGUGUCAAAAAGAUAGUGAUCAUGUAUCAGGAAUUGAUUCGAAUUUACAAGUUAAUGAUGAUGAAAAUACAGAGAAAAUAGAGAAGAAGCGGCCCAGAAGAAAGUCUAAGAAAGAUAUAUCGUUACUUCCCGAAAAUCUUAUUCUUCCUGAUAAGAAUGCUUCUCAAAAUAAGGAAUCUGAUCAAAUUCUAGAAAAUGAACAUCCGUUAGAAACAACUAACGUAAUCGCUGUUCAUAAUGAGUCAGCAGAGAAAAAACGACCAGUAAGGAAAUCUAAAAAGCAUACUUCCCUCUUUGAGGAUCACCUUACUGGUGAAAUUCCAAUUCAGAAUUCUGCAAAUGAUGAAAAAACAAUUAAAGCUGGAGGGCAAGAGAAAACAAAAGUAACAGAAAAAGAAUCAGAAGAAGUGAUUCAAUCAGCUGCCGAAGUUUUGGUUCCAAAUACAUUGUUGGAAAGAAAACGACCUGGACGAAAGGCUAAGAAAAAUAUUUCCUUGCUGGACGAACAUCUUGAUCUUCUGGAUCAUGUUGAAACUCUUAAAGAAAAGGAGCAGACUGUAGAAGAAGAAUCCGUUAAAGUUAAUUCGGUAGUGAACAUAAAGGAAAAAAUAUCAGAAGAAUCCAAAACUUCAGUGGAUAAUACUGCAAGAAGCGAAUCUUCGGAGAGGAAACGAAAGACAUUAAAAAGAAAAUCCAAAAAUGUAUCCUUAGUUGAUGAGCAUCUCGCCCUUUCUGAUGAAAAUAAAGCUGAACAAAGAGAAGAUUCCAACAAAAAGCCGGUUUCGAGUUGUAUGAUUUCAGAUGAUGUAUCAUCAACCUUGGAAAAUGUAACUUCGAUAUUAGAAAAUGAAGUGUAUCUGAAAUCGUCAUUAAUUGAUGAACAUCUCGAUUUGCUUGAUUCUUCCAAGCAAGAAGAAUUUGCAAAAGACGAUAUUGCUGAAAUUGCCGAAGAUAAAAUACUGGAAGUGCAAGAACAAGAGUCAGAUACAAUUGCUUCUGAAAAGGAACCAUCCGUUCGAAAAGAAAUUGAAACAUCUCUCGAGCCAGACUAUCAGGAACCUUCAGAAUCAAAAGAAUCACUAGCAGAUGAUUUACAAACACCAAAGAAACGCCCGGCUGGAAACUUUGCUGUGGUGCACACAAAGUCCGGGGAAAUCUUGAUAGUGGAAAAGAAAAAGAAACUGACAAAAGAAGCUGCCAAAUUCUUCUGCGAUAUUUGCGCGACGAGUUUCACCAGAAAGAGUUCGCUAAAGAAGCACAAUAUUUCUCAAUCACAUCUUAUACAGAUUAAUCACACAACUGGCAAAGAACAUGAAAAGGAAAUCACACCCAGAAAUGAAGAAGAGACUAUUCUUGAUGAUGACGAGAAAGCGGAAAAAAUAGAUGUGGAGGUAGAAGAGAGAAUUGGAGAAAGUUUGUCGAAUAAUGAAAAUUUGGAGAAAACUGAAGGUUUUCCAAACGCUUCCUCUGCACAGAGUUUAAUUCUAUCGAACGAAAAUUUGGAUAAAUAUUUCGAAGAGAAGAAAUCCAUUCCGGAAAAGAAGAUCCAAGUUGCACUCACUGUUCCAACCCAACCACCAGAGGAAAAUAUGGAAGAUGAAUUGCUGGAUGAAGAGAUUUGUAAAAUAACGGAGAAUAUGACUCAUGAUGAAUACGUUUUGACUGAUCAUAUUAGUCCCGUUUUUCCGGAAGCUGCAUCCACGCCAAUUAAGAAUUUAGAGACCAAAGCCGAAAUUACUCACCUCGAAACAGGCAAGAAAAAAGGUAAGAAGACAAGGGGUAAGAAGAAGAAUUUGGCUGAUGAACAUUUGGAUCUUAACACUCCAGAACCCAAUUUUGAUACCAGUACCGAAUCUCAAACUUCACUUGAAGACGAUUUCGUUGACAAGAGUUCAAAUCUCAUCCUGGAUAUUUCUGCAAUCGAAGAACCGGUUUCGAUAGCUUUGUCGGAAAUUGAGAGCGAAUUAAAUAUUCAGAAGCCUGUACAACAACUCGAAAUAGAGGCGACAAUACCUGAAGAAAUAAACGUUUCUGCUGAAAUUAAAACACCUGAUACAACCAAGGUAAAACGAAAGACGCGAAAACAAAAUACAGAGGCAGAACAAAUUGUCGAGGCUAACACGAAUUUGGAAAAUUCAUCUAAACGUGUUUCGUUGAGGUUCGGCAGAAGUCAGGAAAAGAAAGAAGAUACGUCGAGGCCAAGGAGACAUCAGAACAAGCAAAAUUACAAGGAAUACGAAGCUUUGGAUUUCGAGCAAAGUGAAUUGGAUCUUGAAAAUUCCACGAGUAAACGGGAGACUUCAAAAUCGAAAAAAAGCACUGCGAGUAGUCGAGAAUCUUCGAGAUCUAAGAAAAAUCAGCAAAAUGAAAAUAGUAAAAAAGAGGUUGUCUCUCAGAAUAAAAUUGAAAAUAGAACGAGAGGAAGACCGAAGAACGAUGAGCAGAAUGAGGAGAAGGAAGAAAUUAAGACUUUUGAGACUCUAACAGAGUCCUUGACUCAAAUUCUAGGAACUGAGAGUGAAAGUAACUUGACUUUUAAAAUUCCUGAUGGAGAGCGAAUUCAAGAUUCUUUGCUUUCAAGUUUGGCGAAUGAUGUGAAAUCAAACUCUAAACUUGAAGAUCCAAAGGCAAUAUUUGGCGAGGAGGAUGACUUGAAACUAGAUUUCUUAAAUGUUGCCGAAAGUCUGAAAGCACAAGAUGAUCAAGUGAAAUUUAACACAAACGAUUCUGUUAUCACGGAAUUCGAUAGCGACGAUAAUUCACUGAACACGGAUAUGUCAGUGGAUAUUCAAAAGUUGCUCGAUGAUCCAGAGUUAAGUAUGGAUAAUAAUAGUUCGCAGACUGUUUCCAACAAUGCGAAAGUUUUGAGUAAAGUUGUUGAAAGUGAGCUUUUGAAUUUAACUGAAAUUGUGGCGGAAGGUUCAACCUUGAUUGAAAAUUACGAAGUGGACAAGAUAAUUGAAGAUAAAACUGAAGAUGCAGUACUAGAAGAAAUAGAAAAUAAAACUAAUGAUGAAAUCGAACCCGAAAUUCCUCGGAUUGCAGAACGUCUAGACGAAGGAAAUGGUAUCGUAGAUCAAGAAAUUGUUGAGACUAGUGUAGAAAGGCAGCCAAAGACUUCCAGAUCAGAGAAAGGUAGCGGUAAGGGACACAAAUCGAAGUCAAGACAGAAGAAAGGCUCAUCAAAAAAUAAAAUAGUAGAUGUAAUUCAAAGUGAAGUCAGUGAUAAUGAAUACGCAACAGAAGCACAAAAUAAAAGUAAAAUCGUCCGAAGUGUAUUCGGUCGUGUUUUCGGCGGUGAGAAGAUUGAUAAAGUCAAGGAAGUUCUUGAAGAUUGGAAUUCCAAGUCGGAAAGUUCAGACAAUGAGUUGAAUAAAUCCAAGGAAGCUGAUUUAUUGAAACCUUCUAGAGGAGCGUCAAAACAAAGAAAAGAUGCAAAGAAGAAACGCCGGUCACGAAAUUCUUCUGCUUCAGGCAGCACGAGUCGAGGAACAACGCAUAAAGUGAAAAAUGAAAUUAAUACCCCGAUUUCGAAAACUCGACAAGAGGAGGAUCAAUUUAAAACCAGCAGAAUUGAAACUUCUCUCGGAACUUCGGAACUCUUAAUAACAAGUUCAAGAUGCAGACAAAGUAAAAAGAGGGCUGAAGAACGUAUUUCAACAAUUUCAAGAGUUUUCGAUGAGUCGCCAAUUCCUGAUUAUGAUUAUGAUGAUGAUGAUGAUGAUGUUGAUGCUGGUAUAAGCAAGAGUCAGAAAGAAUCUAAAUACAAAGAAGCUUCCCAUGAAUUCAAAACCCAAAAAUAUUCCGAGAAUAGUUGCGAUUUCGCAGGAGCAUUAGAGGCGAACCAAGGCCUUGUGAAAAAAGACAGGAAGAAAAGCGAGAAGAGUUGGGAAGAAAUUUUCACUGGAAGUAAAACAGACUCUUCCAGGAAAGCUGCCCCUUUUGAUCCGCCUCUAGAGACUGACUUUAAAUCAAAUGAAUAUUUGAGUCGCCUGAUUGAUCGAGAAUCUGUAACUUCUGUCGAGUCGAGUCUGAGGAGUCACUCGCCUUUGUCGCAGAAUUCAGAGGAGGAUCACAUUGAAGAUGACAUUUUAAGGAGACGAAUGUCUCCGUUUUUCGAUUACAAUAACUCUUAUACUUCGUUGGGCAGCAGUACGAAUAGCAAUGACGAGGCGAUUGAAGAAGAAGAACUGGGCAAUAAUGAGAGUGUUGAGGAGAAAAAGGAAAUUCGCCGGAAAAGUUGUUCAAGUGAGUUUUCAGGCGAGAAAAUAGUUAUUCGAUCGCCUCUUGCGAGCCAUGAGAACCGAGUGGAAAUUGUGACGAUUGCACCAACAGAUGCUAUCGAGGACAAUGCCUUGGAUGUGCCCCAGGAAAUUAUAACGGCGACGGCAGCUAUGAGUUCGACGUCUCAACAUAAAUCGAGACAGGGGAAGGUUUUGAAUUUUGAUCAGGAGUUGUUUGUAGAAUGUUGCUCGAGACUUAAGGCAACAACGGAAAAGGAAUUGAGGGGUGCGAAGAAAAUUAAGUUGGACCAUUCGGAAACUUAUCGCAAGGAUAAUCCAGCGCAGAUUUUCCGAUCGUCAAGAGACAGAUGGAGAGAUGUCGAGAGUCAAAACAGUCUGGGGAGUCUUCUCGAAUCUGUGAAUCAGUUGCUGGGUGAGGAAAUGUACAGCAAUAACGAAAAAGAUAAUGAGGGUCGAGAAAACAGGAGUGAACGGUCGAGUAGAUCAGCAAGUCCGGAUGCAUCUCGAGCUGACAAUCUUGGCUACGAGGAUAGUCUAGAUGUCGCCUUCGAGCACAACAACAAACUCAGGGACAAAAUUCAACAGCGGAUGAGGGAAAGUGAAAACCUAAUAUCGAAUACUUUUGGGCAAAAGAGCAAUAACAGUGGCGAAUUUCAGCGCAAUCAAUUUAUGCAGAGGGACGAUCGAGAGGAAAGUGUACACGUUUAUGGAAGGGUGCAGAAUCAAUUUAGUCUGCCUAAUCUCAACAAUUCCAAUGGAGUCUAUGGAAGUGGUUCAAACAAGGGAAAUCAAUCGUUUCCUGGUGGUCCUCUGGACAAAGCGCUGACCAACUUGCUGCACAACAAUAGCAAGCAUGAUCACAAUGGAUCGAAUCCCAUGAAGGUUUUGGCCGAACUCGCUUGUGCCCGGGUUCCAACAGCCACAGCUUUCACGAAACUUCCCCCUGAAACGCAAGAUUCCUUAUUAAGCACAACAAACCAAAAGGAGUCUGUGAUAAAAAAACCCAGAAAUCCAAUCAAGGAACUUUUCGAGCGAAAAAAGGAAAUCUACGAGCGCAAGCAAAUUGAGAAAGCCAAAACUGUUUUCAUGUCCAGAGCAUCACACUCACAGAAGUCGAGAAGAACAAAGAAAACGAAAAAGAAACAGGAAUUCCCUCUGAUUCGCAACGAUUACUAUGAUGGUUUAGCCGAAAAGAAGAAGCGACACGAUACCUUUGACAAGAGAGAAAAUCAAGAUUCAUCAAAAACAAAAGAUAUUUACGACUUUGAUGAUGAGGAUAGUCAAAUUGAGCCUGCAAUUGGUCCUGUUCUUUCCUACAGAAGUAAGCUCGAAUUGAGUGGCGUCAAAGAGAGGAGUGUUGACAUGUCGAAUUUGAUGUCAAAGACGAUUGGGGACACCUUGGGAAACGGCAAGACUAGCGGCAACUUGAGUAAAAGAUUGGCGUCGAUGGUUGAUCAUAAAUUCAAGGACAUCGAGAAGUUUGCUCCGAAGACCAAAGGUGCACUGAAGUCCUACCAGAGUGAAGAUAAACUCGUCACUGGGCCAAUGGACGGUUUCAUUGAACGGAAAAAGAGUUCGAAACGCGCUGUGCAACAGCCGAGUAAACAUCCCAAGUUGAAGAAGAAGGGCAAGAGUGCGAAGAAGAAAUCUAGGAACGCGUGGUACGAAAACGACAGCUCUGACGAAUUCAUUACCGCAGCCAAGGCGGAAGAUGUGGGAGUUGGAAUAUCAAAGAGUCAACGUACUUGCUCGAAGGGCAAGCAGAAUUUGUUUGCAGAAUUGUCUUCUUCGUCAGAGAGCGAAUUGGUUGAUGACGAAAUUGAGGAAGUUGAGGAAGUUGAGAAAGUUGAAGGGAAGUUGCAUGUGAACCCAAAAGAAGGUAAAGAUGUUGAUUCUGAGACUGAGACUGGUGAUAAAGUUUCUGAGAAGACAAAGAAAAAACUGGAUAUCGAGCUUGAAAGGCCACUUGAAGAAGCUGAAAAUGAGUAUUACAACUGGGGCAGAAAUAGGAUCGACAAGUUUGAAUCAAACUCUGAAUCUGACUCAGAAUCAGAGUCGGAAUUGAUCAUUGAUCUGAAGAAAGACAGCGAUGAUAAUAAAGAAUCCGAGGAUGAAGAGCCGGCGAAAGAAGAGGAGGAAAAGUGUGAUCAGGGAAAGAAAGCAAGGGAUGAAAACCAGUCGAAAAAGGAAUGGAUUCCACUCGAAGAGGCUCUUAAUCUUCUUGAUCAGCACGAUAAUCUCGAUGGAGUGACCAAGGAGGUGAAAAAGUUUACAAAGGCUUCUCGAGCCAAAUCUAAGCGAACUGAAAGUGAGAGUUCCGAUAAAUUGAACAAGGAAUCUAAAGAAAAUCACAGUCCAGUCGAUGAACAAGAAGCACAGGACGAUGAUCUACCAAUUCUUCCCGAAAAACUCACAACCAACGAAAAGCCGCAAAAGGAGUCGGACAAUCUUCCGCUUCACGUUUUUCUCAGCAGGAAAGUUCAGGAGUCCAAGAAGCGAAAGCAGCAGCAGGAACGGAAAAAUAAAAAACUGCAAGAAGCAUCCAUUUCGGAAUUCGAGCCCAUCAGACGUCAGCGAAAAUGCGCGAUAGGAAAGCAGGGCCUACUCGCUGAAAUAAGCAGUUCAGAUGAGGAAAUUUACUCGAAGACAAAUCGCAGAAAAUCGGGGGAACGAUCCGAAAGUGAGAGACCUCGAAAGCAGAAGAAGGAGUCGAAGGAGAAGAGAAAGGAGAGGUACAUUGAAAAAAAGCACGAGCAGAUGAUCGCGAAGGAGCAGAAGGCGAUCGAGGAGGAGAUUCUGCGAGAGUUGGAAAAGAGCAAAGCGGGUCAGGGCUCAAAAGGCCCAGAAGAGAGAGAGGUGCAGAAAUUGGAAAGGGAUGGAGAUAAAAAUUCGAAAAGGAAACAUCAGAAGCAAAAGAGUCAUCAGGAUGAAGAGAUUGAGAAGACAGAUUUGGAUUCUGAGCCGAAAGAGAAGAAGCAGCCAAAGUCGAGCCAAAAGAGCAAGAAGAAUUCGAAAUUGGAGGCCAAAGGGAAAGGUAAAGUGGACAAGCCGAAGAGCAGGAGAAAUUCGGUUUCAAAUAGUAAAGAUCUUUUGGAACGUAGAUUGUCGAGUGGCAAACGAGACUCUGGAGAUGAAUUACGAACGACAAAGUCGUGGAAUAAGGUGGAUGAAGCUGUGGGUGUUGCGAUUGGAAGAAGAAAGCGGGCAGCUGUGAAUCAACUUUAUUAUUGGUCGAGUUCGAGCGAUGAGGAGGAAAAAAUUGAAGCGGCACCUGACAUUGAAGAAGAGGACGAUCGUGUGGAACAGCAUGGUUGGAUUGUUGGUGAUUCCCAUAAGAAAAUGAUCACCAUGUUGGCAAUGGAGAAGCAAUUGAAGGAAAAACGACGAAGGAGUGAGGAUGAAUUUGAAUCUGGGAAGGGAAAGAACAAAAAGCACAGAAACAGCACCUCUUGAUACGUGUUUCAUGACUAGACUGUUUAUAAUUAUGCUAGGAUAACAAUGGAAGCGAGUUUCUUAUUUUUUAGGUUUGAUGUAUUUUACCGAAUUUUGAAUGCUUGAAUUUUCCAUUUUAGUAUGGAAAUUCAUUUUAGAAAUAAGAUCAAAUUCUACUGCCAAGAAAACGAUGAUUUUUACAUUGUUUUGUAAAGUAGUUUUUUUUCGAGUUUAUUUAAACGGAUUUUGUUUAAAUUUCUGACUCGCACGAUUUUCUAGUUAUAAGGGAACAUACGACUUUGUAAAUAAUCGAUAGCGUAACCCCUCAUCCACUCUUCGAGUAUAAUCGAUAGCUGAUAUAAAUACGAAUAUACGAUAAUAUGAUUUAGACUGAAUAUACGAAAAAAAUUGUUAUAAGGAAGUGAGAUUGCGGAGAGGGCACUUGUAGACAAUACUAGUACAUUUUUUAAUGUUUUAGUUUUAUAGUCUUGAUUAAUAGAGAAGUUCUUGCGGGAGAAAAGAUUUAAGAAGAAAUUAACAAAUUACAUCACUUCCAGUGGACAUUGUAAAUAGGGGUCCAAUUGAUAAACGCUUUUGCUAGUUGUUGUUUUUUUUUUCUUUUUUUUGUGAUUCGCAACAUAUCGCAGGAUGAAAAACUAAUUUGUGAGAAAAUUAGUUUGGUGCAAAGUAUAACAUGGCAUUCAAUUUCCGCUUGUUGUGUUGUGAUGAACAGAUCUCAUGUGACACGGUUUUAAUACGGCCCGAUUAAUAAGCUUUUUAACGCGAAAAAUCGUGAUCACUUUUUUUUUGUUUUUUUUUUUUGUUAUUUUUUUUCUUUUUUUCUUAAGCCCAUUGGGUGCACAUAAUAGAGAGUACCUACACAGAAUUUGCAUAUGACAUAAAUAUUAUAUUAUAGACGUUACAUGUAUGACAUAACGAUUAACUAUAACAUAGAUUUUAUUGUAAAUGUACUGCCAUAAUCAUAUUAGCAGAAUGAAAGCCUAUGAGAUAGUUAUAUUAAUAUUAUUCCUGUAAAGAUGAGAGUGUUAGCACAAAAGUAGGAAUAUCCAGUGUAAAUAGAACAUAUUUUCAAUGUGUCUGAAAAAGUAUGUUUUGUAAUAUAAGCAUUGCAAAUGAAAAUAAAAUUAAUAAACAAGAA
Belonocnema kinseyi is the source of this 18360-nucleotide messenger RNA. RefSeq lists its product as uncharacterized. The record is from RefSeq and is a predicted model, not a curated record. The transcript is spliced from 9 exons. Lineage: Eukaryota; Metazoa; Arthropoda; Insecta; Hymenoptera; Cynipidae. Bases 543 to 17222 code for a protein of 5559 amino acids.